Ruditapes philippinarum (Manila clam) is the source of this 1669-nucleotide messenger RNA. Its product is annotated as tetraspanin-18-like. The record is from RefSeq and is a predicted model, not a curated record. The transcript is spliced from 10 exons. Gene Ontology annotation, cellular component: membrane. Bases 271 to 1149 code for a protein of 292 amino acids. NCBI's taxonomy places the organism in Eukaryota, Metazoa, Mollusca, Bivalvia, Venerida, Veneridae.
GUCCUUCUGAAAGAGAUCAGGACAGUCUUUGAAAGAUAUUAAAAUAUUUAAAAAAUAAAUAAAUGAAUCCACGGACGCUCAAUCGCAAGUCAUGUUUAGCGAUAUUUUUUAUGACUAUUAAAAAGAUGUUUUAAAAUAUAUCAUACGGGAUUUAAACAUAGUUUGUUUAUAAACGGUGAUUUUGCGAACGAUUAAAAAAAAAAAAACAACAACAAAAAACCGGAGGAUUUAAAAAAAAUUAGUGACAUCGUACAUUGGACUUUUCAAAAGAUGGAAGGACAGAAAUGUUCCAAAUAUUUCCUUGUAUUAGUAAACGUUUUCAUCUUUUUGGCGGGUGGCGCGUGUUUUGCUGCCGGACUGAUGUUCAAGCUGGACAGUGGGUUCCUGGAAAAUGACGUCAUUAAUUUGUUCAAUGAAAUACAGUACAGUAAUAUACCAAUCGGGUUCAUGAGCGAUUUUUUCGCGUAUUUAAUGAUGGUAUUUGGAGGUCUUAUACUAUGUGUGGCUGUACUUGGUAUGUGUGGAGCUUGGAAGACUUCGAAAUCUUGUCUUUGGGUUUUUAUCGUGUUAGUUGUAUUUUUUCUGCUGGUAGAAGGUGUAUUGAUUGGUCUAUGGAUGAGUAUGAGAGGAAGGACUGACCAAUGGCUUAAGGGUCAAAUGUUGGAUCUACUGAAAGAUUAUGCCGGUCCAGAUCAAACAGACAAAACUUCCAAAGGAUGGAACAAACUCUUUAUUGAGGCACGAUGUUGCGGCGUUAAUGACCAGUUUAAAGAUGGCGGUACUAACAGUGAUUUCACCGAACUUCCUACAACGUGGACCUCUGGCACGGAUAAAGUACCUGCCACGUGUUGUCAAGGCGUCGAUUCAGACACGGUGUCCGAUUAUGUCAAUUCAGCUGCUUGUACUAAUACUCCGUCAAACUUUUAUACAGAGGGUUGCUAUGACCGGGUCGUAUCGUACAUAAAUAUUUACAGUCUAAUUAGCAUUGUGGCUUGUGGUGUCUGCAUUUUGGGCGAGAUUAUGGGAAUCACUGCGGCUUGUGUUCUCAUCGACAAGGCUAGAUCAUCUAAAGUUGGAGACGGACAUGACCGGCGUUUAAAGCCAAAACCUAAGGAUCAAGCCACUGUUGGAAGGACACCUAGAUACUGACACCUGACUUUGAUGUUAAAUUACGAAAACCACUCUCCUUCUCUCACGAUAGCAAAUAUCGUGUCUAAAUUUACUUAAAAAGAAGAGGAGAAUGGUUUCCUAAAAUCAUUGAGAUUACAAUAUCUCUUACAUGUAUGUCCAAUAAAUGAACUGCGCAAUUAUGUUACCCUCAUCUAUUUUCCGAUUUUACAACAAAAAUACGUAAUCCGGGGAGGUAACUUAAAUUGCAAAUUUAGAGUUCUUUACAUGUGUUACGUCCCUUGAAUCAAUCAUGAUUAUAAUGGCCAUCAAAUGCCAAAUAUCUGCAUAAGUUAUCAUUUUCUACAGACCACAUUUUAAGUUUUAUCUCUUAUAUGAUUUCUUUUCAUUUGAAGUUUUUAUGACGAGCAAAAAGACAUUCAUUAGUAUGAGUGAGGAUAAUUCUUGUUAGAGUUCUAUGAGCAAUGUUAUUCUAGGAAUUGUUUUUACUUUUGUUAUUAUUCAUCUCUUUUUUAUAUAAAACAUUUAUUUCAAUAAUGUU